This is a messenger RNA of Sitophilus oryzae (rice weevil), 1093 nucleotides long. RefSeq lists its product as uncharacterized. The record is from RefSeq and is a predicted model, not a curated record. The transcript is spliced from 4 exons. Gene Ontology annotation, cellular component: nucleus. The coding region runs from base 88 to 1035 and encodes 315 amino acids. NCBI's taxonomy places the organism in Eukaryota, Metazoa, Arthropoda, Insecta, Coleoptera, Curculionidae.
GUAGGUAUUUCGUAUAGCUACGUUUUUUUGGUGCGAUGUUGUGUUUUUGUUAACAAAUACGUGUAUACUUGCUGAUACUGGUUUAUAAUGGCAUUAGUAGCGUACGAUACGAAUAGUGAAAGUGAAAAUGAAAUUAGUGAAGAAGACGAAAAUUCAAAAGUGAUCUUACAUAAACCCAAAGAACUACCUACCAUUUUUUCUGCCCUGCCUGAGGCAAAAGUUGAAGCUUCAUCAAGCAGAGAAGAGACUGAAGAUAAGUUAGAAGACUUCAUUCCCACAGUAAAGUCAAUAAAAGAAUCUAAAAAAGUACAAAUUACCAUACCUUCCUUAUCAGAUUUUGAUGAUAUAGUUGAUUCAGAACCGCUAAAAAAGAGAUCAAAACUUUCUCAUAAAAGUAGCGGUCUUUUAGGACUUUUACCGCCAGUUAAGACAACUCCAUUAUCAAACACCAGUUUUGUACCAAAAUCAGUGAUAUCUAGAAAUGUUCCUGUUCCAAAAAGUACAACUGUAAAAAAGAAGAAACCAGGUGUUGUGCCACCUGUUAAAAAGUUAUCUAGUGCUACGGAUAGUGAUACUGAUGAUGAGGAAAUAAAAGUUCCCGAAACUUUUGAUGAUGAAAUGUGGAAUAAAGUUUGUGGUAGGCCUAAAAAGAAGCCUGUAAUGAAUAAAGAACCAGAACCACCUGCAAUAGUGGACAUAGCGCCAGAACCAGAAAAACCAUAUGAUGGACUAGAUAAUGUUGCAUUUAAGGAAUUGGUUGGUAAGAGUAAGAUGCCUAUUGGUAAUAUAAAACUGAUUGAUAUUAAUGAAGAAGAGAUUUUACCUGAUAAAGAUAUAUGGAUGACAAAAUCUUUAACAGAUCCUGACCUGGCAGCAAAAGUGGAAACCGAGGAUGAGGUAGAUCCCACACGAAGGAAAAAGCACCACAUCACGUAUUUAGCGCAACAGGCAAAAGCCAACGAACAAGAACUGAAAAGCGCUUGGGCAACUAGCAAAAACAACCGUAUGAUGAGCCGAGCCAAAUACGGAUUUUAAAUUAAUAUUUUUUAUUUUAUGUUAAACAAUUUUUGUCUGUAAUAAAAUAUAUAUAUAU